Messenger RNA from Sabethes cyaneus, 1536 nucleotides. Its product is annotated as protein peste-like. Gene Ontology annotation, molecular function: scavenger receptor activity. The transcript has 3 exons. NCBI's taxonomy places the organism in Eukaryota, Metazoa, Arthropoda, Insecta, Diptera, Culicidae. Gene Ontology annotation, cellular component: cytoplasm; membrane. The record is from RefSeq and is a predicted model, not a curated record. Bases 1 to 1536 code for a protein of 511 amino acids.
AUGAUGUUUACCCGAUUCAACUGCGUCGCCGCAUUGGGAGGCGUCCUGGCACUGGUCGGGGCCAUUUUCGCACUGUUUUGGGGUGAUAUUUUGGAUGCCAUAAUCAUUAAGGAGAAAUCCCUCACACCAACAUCGAAAGCAUUCAAGCACUGGAAACGGCCACCCUUCUCGCUAAACUGGGAAAUCACCUUCUUCAACUGGACCAAUGCGGAGGAUUUCCUAGCAAAUCGGACGACCAAACCGGCCUUCUCGGAGGUGGGACCGUACGUCUACUCCGAAACUUCAGAAAAAGUGGACGUCCGAUUCAACACGAAAAACUCCACCAUAAGCUUCCGGAAGCGACUGUACUUCAAUCCGGUGGAAGCUCGUACCCAAGCCCGAACGGAUGAGCUGAUCACCAGCGUAAACAUGGUGGCCCUGUCCGCGGCCAGCCGGGCAAGCAUCUGGGGGUACGCCGCACAGCGAGCGGUAUCGUUUGCCUUGUUCACGUACCGGCAGGAAAUAUUGGUUACACGGACGGCCGGCGAGUUGCUGUUCGAAGGGUACUCGGAACCGAUGAUCCAGCGAGCGCAGGAAAUCCUGACCUUCAUCGGGGAGGACAUCCCGUUCGAGGGACGGUUCAGCUGGUUCCACACGAUCAACGCUUCGAAGAAAGCGUACGGAGUGUUCAAUAUGGACUCGGGACGGGACGACUCCAGCCAGUAUGGGCUGAUUCGAGCGUGGAACUACAAGAGCAAAACGGAUUCCGCCAGCGGCGAAUGCGGGAAGUUUCGUGGCUUUUCGGGGGAAAUAUUUCCGACGAAGAUCCGCAAGGACCGACCGUUGGGUAUCUUCACACCGGAGAUGUGUCGUAUGGUGUCGUUCGAAUUCGAACGGGAAGAGGAAAUUCACGGAGUGAAAGCCUACCGGUUCGUGGGUAGCGAAAGAACCGUCGACAAUGGCUCGUUGUACGCCGAAAAUCAGUGCAAUUUUGGGGGAGAAUGGAUGCCCUCGGGAGUGAUCAACAUCACCGAGUGCCGCCUGGGGGCUCCGUUCUAUAUGUCGUUUCCGCACUUUUAUCUGGCGGAUUCCUACUAUCGGGAGCAUAUCGAUGGGAUGAAGCCGGACAAGGAGCGACAUCAAUUUUUCUUCAGCAUCGAACCAACGACCGGAGUGGUUCUGAACGGGUCCGUUCGGUUUCAGGUUAACGUUCUGCUGCGGCAGUUUCCAUCGAUAGCACUUUACCAGGAUGCACCACGUUCCUACGUUCCGGUCCUGUGGUUCACGCGAAGCUUCGAAAUGCCCAAAGAGGAAGUGCAGAAACUGAAGGACCUGCUCAGUAUAUCGCAGGUUGGUUAUAAGGCGAGCUUCGCGGUGAUCGGAGCUGGCCUGCUGAUUGGGCUGCUGGCUCUCGGGCUGGGUUGUGCUUUCCGAUCGACCAAGAAAAAACCGAAGAAAGGAAAUGUCGAGCGGACGGCUGCCAACGGAGAUGCACGCGGUGAUUACCACGCGGUGGUACAAAAUGGGAACCCAAAUAAAGAACGAAUAAAACUUUGA